Molecule: messenger RNA, 4126 nt
Organism: Austrofundulus limnaeus
Lineage: Eukaryota; Metazoa; Chordata; Actinopteri; Cyprinodontiformes; Rivulidae
Gene: tmem198aa
Product: transmembrane protein 198aa
Exons: 7
Coding region: 542-1717 (391 amino acids)
Biological process (GO): positive regulation of canonical Wnt signaling pathway
Cellular component (GO): cytoplasmic vesicle; plasma membrane
Source: RefSeq, a predicted model, not a curated record
UCCUCCUCCUCCCCCUCUCGGGCUGCGGGAAUGGUUUAGCCCGCUGAGGGGGGAGAAGGACUGGGCGCACAAAGGAAGUGCACAUUCUGAUCAUUUUGAAGGGACAUAAUUGGGCGCGUGAUGUAAACAUGGAAUAACAUAGCAUUUAAAAAAAGAUCGCGGGGCAGCACCCCCCAUCUUUUUGUUUCCUCCCAUUCCACAUACCCAUUAAGGUAUUUGAAUAAUAUAUGAGGUGUUGGCUACAAACUGCGCGUGUGUCUGUCAUACAAACGGGAGGCGGUGAGUGGAGAGGAGGAGAGGAGUUCAGCUUUGUUUCAUCCUCGCUUCGGGGUUUUCUGGAGUUGCUCGCUGAUGUUGGGUUAUUUAAACUGAUCAAGACGACGGGUGAAGGUCUUCUGGAGCUUCUGGACCCUAAAAUGACAAAAGAAGACCAACAUGUUCUGAUCUAAGGCAGACGCGUCUCCAUGGGUGAGGCCCACUGAUCCAGGAAUCCCUGCACACUGCCUCCACCCCUCCCCGCCCGCCCCCCUCCGCAGUCAUCAUGACUUCCACCAGCCAGCUGUUGGGUUUGGCUGAGAUGGGGCUAAAGUGCGACCAGGAGAUUGAGAGGAGAUAUGAAAUYGUUCCAUCGGUGGUCUGUUCCAUGUGCUGCCUCUUCGGGAUCAUCUACUGCUUCUUUGGCUAUCGAUGCUUCAAGGCCGUGUUGUUUCUCACAGGCCUGAUGUUUGGCUCUGUGGUCAUCUUCAUGCUGUGCUACAAGGAGAGGGUGAUGGACACUCAGCUGAGUGUGGAGGCAUCUGUGGGCAUCGGCCUCGGCAUCGGGACCCUGUGUGGCCUCGUGACCAUGUUGGUCCGCAGUGUGGGGCUGUUUAUGGUCGGCCUGUUGUUGGGCCUGCUGGUCGGAGUGGCAUCACUGGUGGUCAUGGAGGAGUUCUAUCACCCGAAAACAGUGUGGGUCCCUCUGGGUAUUCUGCUGGGCUCUGGAACCCUGUUUGCUGUCCUCACUCUCCAGUGGCAGCGCUGCUUGGUCACUUUCUCGACAGCAACAUUUGGCUCUGCUAUCAUCACUGUCACAGUGGAUUAUUUUAUUGAGCUGUUUGCCUUGGUGCACUACAUCUAUGACAGACUCAAGGUGGCACCAAAAAAGCCAGUGUGUUGGUUUACGUGGGUCAUCUUGGGGGUCUGGCCCAUCCUAAUGCUCCUUGGAGUGCUGAUCCAGUGGAAAGUCACUGCAGAGGGAUUUUCUCACACAGAAGUGGUUCUGAGUCGACAACAGAGGAGGGUCCAGCUCAUUCGGAUUCGACAAAGGGAAGAGAGGCUGAAAAAGGAGAAGGAGAACAAGAAGAAGAAGAAAAGACACGAGAACCAGAAGACCGCCCUCAAGCAGAAGGCCCACUCCCAUCACCACCACCAUCCACAGUACCACCACCCGACAGCGUCCCACCUCCAUCACCAAACCCAGAGCUCCCAGCCACCUAAAGUUCCUCCCCCUCCUUCUCAGACGGAACCUGGCUACCACCGGAAACCCAACCCUAAAAGACGAUUUGAUGGUGAUGUUCUGUCUCCGAGUUACAUCAGGAGUUUCAGAGACAGACAGUCAGAAAGACGGUCGUACUCCCACAGUCGAAUGAGCCGCUCUCGAAUGGCUCAACUGGACUACGACUGUGGCUCUCAAGUGCCUCUCACAGCUCCCAGCGGACCUGCAGUUCACAUCUGAGCCUGUGAUUUGCACAAAUCAAAACACAUACACAAUCAAAGUCUACUUCAGAAACUCUUAGUCGCCACAAGGGAUGUCUAACUUGACCUUGCCGUGCCAACCUAAUCAACCGUCUGAUAACCCAACAAGAGCUUACUGUGUUCUGGAGGUGGUAAGAUUUAUGGUGUUUCUCACCACACAAAACAAAAGUGAGAUUUCUUUGUUUUGUGCCCAUUUUUGCUUUUCAAGAAAGUCUAAAAAACAAAGGCUUCUGCUUUGAAGAAAUCAAGACAGUCAUUAUUUAAUACAUUAUUUGGCUCCCAAGUUAUUCUGCCCAGAAUCUUGGGGAAAUGGACCUGUUUUAUGUGUGAUUAAGUAAACUAUUUCAAUUUCAGUGGGACUGUUAUGGAAAAAAGGGGGAAAAAAACAACUCUGAACUCUACAGGAAACCUUUUCUGAUAAAAAAAGGCAUGUUUUUUUUCUUCAAAGAAUCAAGGUAAUGCUUUUUAAAAAAAUGUCGACAUCCUUACAUUUUUAAAAAGGCUUUUGAAGCAUGAAACACUUUGUUUCAAGGAUUCCGGGAAGGGUGCUUUUGGCUAAAUGUCGGAAGAGAAAAAAAUAGUUUACAGCAGAUACUGGAACUCUUUUUUUAAUUGAAAACCCUCUGUGUGAAUUAAAGUAUUUAUGAAACUGGCAUUACAUAUUUUAUGAGAACCUCCGAUAUGGUGGCACGAGUUUUGUGUGACCUCAAAAGUGGACCAGUUUUUGGUCAAACCAAAAGCUAUUUUGUUUUCUCACGUUAGUAUCUUUUCCUGCAUUGUUGCCAUUUUCMUGGAAUUUGUUUACAUCCCAUUAUUGCCGUUGUAUCCUUGUAUUCGUAUUUUUUUCCUUCUGUAAACCUAACAAGGAUACAUUGUUCUUCUUUUUCCCGAGUUGAAAAUAUUUAUAAGCAAUGUAAUACUUUGUAUUUCCAUGUUCCUCUAAGUGCUACCAAUUCCUUUAUCUGCCUGUUAUCCUGAAACAAUGUUCUUCUGGGGUUUGUUAAAGACAAAAAGCUGCUGAUUGAUGUCAUCGAAGAAUUUACCUGUUUGUGUGUGAGAGUGGACUUGAGCUCUAAGACUGACAGAUUGUAAAAAAAAAUUAACAAAAGUGAUGAGGAUCAUUUAAAAACAAGCAUGUGGUUCUUUACGUUUUAUUUUCUCAUUGUGCCGGAAAACACGUACAUCUUUCAUUUGGGUGACCUGUUAUGAAAUGAAGAGGAUGAAGGUAAAGUUUAUCUCCUUUGAAAAGAAGAAGGCGAGGAGAUGAAAGCGUUUGCAAAUGGCACCCUCUAAUGUUUACCGUUGGACCUGUCUUCUGGACCGUCUCCGUGUGCUUUUGUUUGCACUGGAAUUCACGUGUUACUGUCUUGCAUCGAUAUUUUUCUACCAACAUCCAAACAGGAAUCUGAACAGGAGGUGUUUUCUACACAAAAGGGCUGUUUGAGCAUUAACAAAACAGAGGUUUUUUUCAUUACCUUUAUGAAUGCUAACACUACUAAUGAAACAAUUUCCAUUGACGAAAACUGAAUAGAAAUUAUGAACAAUAAAUGCUAAUAUUACUAUAAAUUUCAAAUCUGAAUGAGGUUUGACCUAAAAAUAAUUUCAAAAGUCUUUACUUGAAUGCUUUUGUACCACUAAUCUGUAGCCACUCAGACUUAUCAGCAUUUGCAGGUUUUUAUGUCACAGCAGGACCAACUAUAGGUCAAACUCCAUUAAUGCAUGACAAUACUUCUAAAGUGUUUAUUGUGUUGUAUCAUUGUUGCCAGAUUUCCAGUUUGUUUGUCUAAAGGUAUCCGUUGUCAUCUAUUCCCUUUGCUUCUCCUCCACCUGUUUACACUGUCCUGUAAAGGCCUUGAAAAGGACGUGCAUUAAGUGAAGCCACUUUUGGUUCUGCUUUGUAUUACUCUGAUAAUAUUUCACUGCAAUUGUUGUAUACGUGUUGUUUUAUUUCUGCUUUUACCUCAGUCCUGUUUUGGAUGCUUCGUUUUUUGUGUGAGUGUGUGUUUUAUGUAGUGAACGUGUAACGUCAAGUCUGUCCUUUUUUUAAAAAAAUGUCAAAUUUUUAACAUCAGCUCCUGUUUUUCUUGUAUUUCAGGGGCAAAACUAAAAUUGCUUGUUUUCAUUUUCAUACUGUACACGUUGCAGUUGAAUUGUGUACAACAUGUUAGGGUAUUAGUUUUGUAGAUAUUGACCUGUAAAUAUUUUAACGUGCAAAUGUUUUCAUUUUUAUCUCUCAUAUUGUAUUUCAUUUCUGCAGCUGAUCAUUUUUAAAUAGAGUAGACCUGUCAUGCUGUGAUACUGCUGUAUGUAUUUAAUUUUGCCGGGUGGGAAUGCGCCACUUAUACAGAUGUUUGAACAUGCAAUGAUGAAAAUCAGCAGAAAAACUGAA